UGUUCUGUAAUGAACGUGUCGCGACUUAAACGGAACUUUUUGAUUUAACAUUUUAAAUUUAUUAAGAUUUGUAUUCUAUUUUUUUGUGAAUUUAUGAUAAUUACAUUGCGUUGAACUUUACAUGUCGUCAAUAUACUUUAGUUUCAUAUGAGUGAAUUCCGAAUUGUUUAAGUCUCGGUAGUUUUUAACUUUUGACUCGGCUUUCGGCGUUCAAAUAAAUUGUGUUGAUUCUGAACGUGUUAUAUAUAUAUACCACAGUGUUUUCUGUUAGUCGUGAACAUCAUGGACCAGAACAGUAUUACUCCUAAUACAUCAAAUCAGCAGCUUGUGAUUAAUGGUGAUAAUGAUUCCGCCACAGCACUUCUUCAAGAAAGACAGGGUAGAAGGAAUACCUUGAGAGAAGUUUCUUUCAAAGAAUACAUGACGGUUGGAAUAUUAUGCUUCAUCAAUCUCAUUAAUUAUAUGGAUAGAUUUACUAUAGCAGGUGUCCUUGAUGAUGUCAAGAAGGAGUUCGAAAUCGGCGACGACCUGGCGGGUCUGCUGCAGACCGUGUUCGUGGUCGCGUACAUGGUGUUCGCUCCGAUAUUCGGCUACCUGGGCGAUCGGUACUCUCGGCGCACGAUCAUGGCUUUCGGGGUCGCGCUGUGGUGUCUCACCACGUUUAUCGGCUCUUACAUAUCGACCUUCGGAAUGUUCGCAUUCUUCCGCGGGCUCGUGGGAGUCGGUGAGGCGUCGUACUCCACCAUCGCGCCCACCAUCAUCAGCGAUCUGUUCGUUGGCAACGUCCGCACCAAGAUGCUGGCGUUCUUCUACUUCGCGAUUCCCGUCGGAAGUGGUUUCGGUUACAUAGUGGGAUCGGAGGCUGGCGCGGCAGCACACAACUGGCGCUGGGGGCUUCGCGUGACGCCCUUUUUAGGAGUCGUGGCCGUGGCCCUCAUCGUCUGGGUGAUGGAGGAUCCCGAGAGGGGACAAGCUGAAGACAGCCAUAUGAAGCCUACCUCGUAUAGGGACGACAUACGCUCACUCAUCAGGAACCCUUCGUUCAUGCUGUCAUCGCUGGCCUUCACUUGCGUGGCGUUUGUGACAGGAGCGCUGGCGUGGUGGGGCCCGCAGUUCAUAUACCUGGGGCUCACGCUCCAGCCGGGCGUCGACAUCAAACUCGAAAACGUGUCGUACAAGUUCGGCGUGGUGGGCAUGUUGGCGGGCGCGUGCGGGGUGCCGCUGGGUGCCGCCACUGCCCAGCGCCUGCGCGUGCGCCACGCCGCCGCCGACCCCGUGCUGUGCGGCCUGGCGCUGCUGGCGUCGGCGCCACUCGUGUACCUGGCGCUGGUGGCCGUCACGGCAGCGCCGCCGGCCACCUACGUGAUGAUCUUCCUCGGCAUGCUCACCCUCAACCUGACCUGGUCCGUCGUGGCCGACAUCGUGCUGUAUGUGGUGAUUCCACCGCGAAGGUCUACAGCUGAGGCUUUCCAGAUCUUAAUAUCGCACAUGUUCGGAGAUGCCGGAAGCCCCUACUUGGUUGGAGUGAUCUCGGAAGCGUUGAAACGAUAUUACUCGUUUGCGCCGGAGGAGACCCCGAGCCAGGCGGUGCAGUUCAGGUCGCUACAGUACGCGCUGUUCGUGACCUGCUUCGUGGAGGUGGCCGGUGCAGUGUUCUUCCUCAUCACGGCCUUGUACAUCGUCAGAGAUAAACAGAAAGUCGACAGAGCUAUUGCUGUCGCUUCUAAAAUUGUUUAGGAGAAGCCGCGGCCCAACAAACCGAGCCAUCACACAGCAACGCCACGGAGGUCGCUGCCGCAGAAUAACAACACUUACAAAGGACAAUUAUAGAUCUAUCACUUAAUUUAAGUAUGAUUCCUCAUCUAUGUAACAUUAAUAAACAUGUUGAGAUGAUCGGAACAUACAUUGAGAAGACUGAUUUGUGUGCACAGCGCUUGGUUAAUGCCUAGUUAUAUUUGAAUGGGUUAUGUAGGAGAGUUUAUUGAAUGAUUCACUUUUAAAAGAGGUAAUAAACUAGUUGGUAUAUUAUUUAAAAUGUAGUCAGAUCUUAUGACUCUAACAAUCAUCAAAGAUAUUAACUGCUGCAUAAGCUGCUGUAAAGUAAAUUUUUUUCAUGGAUUGUUAAUUCUAAAAAUAUAUUUCUUCACAAACAUCCAAGUUACCAAAGUAUUGGAAUAGAUUCAAGGUAGAAUUAAAAUCAUAUUAUAUAGUUAUAUUGAGAGAAUGAUAAUUAGUUUUGUAUCAUAACUGAAGCUAAGAGGCCUGUACAUGUGCCUGUAGUGAGAUAGGGCUGGCUCCUGUACCUUCUAUGUGAAGGUUGUCAACAUCUCAUGUCGUUGAAGUACAUAUUGUUGCCAAUUACUUAUACUUAAUACCUCAAGCACUUGUUACACAAGUAGAAAGAUCAUAUUAUUUAUUUAAUGUUAAUGCAAUUGUAAUGUAACAAAAUUAUUUUAUAACUAUGAUUGAUCAAUGCAAAUUUUGGUAAGGUUGUUGUAGGUUACUCAUGCAGUUUAACAUUCAAAGAGGCCAAUUUCUUACAAUUAAUCUUGUAAGCAUAAUGUGGCGGUUUUAUUAUAUUUUUAAAUAUUAAUAUGUCACUAAUAUCAUAGAGUUUGCUCUCACAGGUAAACUGGAGAUUUCAAUUAUUUGUUUAUUUAGUAGUCUGUAUGUAUGUAGCCAGCCUGUGACAGUGAAACUUGAUAUAUAUAUGUAGAUCAUUUAUUUAUUUAAAAGAACAAAAUAAUAUGUAGGUUUUAAUUUAUUAUUGUAAUCAAUAUUAAUUUAUUUAACUAUAUAUAUUAUCUGAUGUUAAACUGUAAUGAAGACAAGGCUGAAAUUUUUUUCAAAAAUUCCUAUUAAAUAUAAUUAUUAGACAAUUUGUUUUUGUAAAUAAUGCAAGAAGUAUUCGAAUGAGUUGAAUUGAUAAAAAUAAAACACCUAAUUUAUUUUAUAA
Messenger RNA from Leptidea sinapis, 2956 nucleotides. It is a transcript of the gene spin, whose product is annotated as protein spinster. Bases 283 to 1737 code for a protein of 484 amino acids. The record is from RefSeq and is a predicted model, not a curated record. The transcript has 10 exons. NCBI's taxonomy places the organism in Eukaryota, Metazoa, Arthropoda, Insecta, Lepidoptera, Pieridae. Gene Ontology annotation, cellular component: membrane. Gene Ontology annotation, biological process: transmembrane transport. Gene Ontology annotation, molecular function: transmembrane transporter activity.